Messenger RNA from Neopsephotus bourkii (Bourke's parrot), 850 nucleotides. RefSeq names its product mitochondrial ribosomal protein L48 (gene MRPL48). The transcript is spliced from 9 exons. The record is from RefSeq and is a predicted model, not a curated record. Gene Ontology annotation, cellular component: mitochondrial ribosome. Lineage: Eukaryota; Metazoa; Chordata; Aves; Psittaciformes; Psittacidae. The coding region runs from base 38 to 676 and encodes 212 amino acids.
ACCAUCACAGCCCAGAUGGGUUCAUCCCAGCGCUGGGAUGAGCGCGGCGCUGCCGAAGGUGCUGUGCUUGAAGAAGGCAGCGUUGCUAAAGCAAGUGUUUGCUCUCAGCAGAGCAGCAACACCCAGAGGAAGCCAACUGUGUGCUGCAGGUGAUGCACUCCUGAGUUGCCACAGACACUACAGGUCCAAUCCUACACAUGGCAUUGGGAGGUUCAAAUACCUGCUCCCAAAAGAGGUUCCAAAGAAGAAAAAGGACAAAGUACAUAUGAAAGAGAUAAAUACUGGGACAGAUUAUGAGUAUGGAGAUAUCAACAUCCAGAUGACUUCCUAUGAUAUGUGUCUUGUGGAGCAUUUUGCUCAGUACGUGCAUAAGCUCUGCAACAGACUCUCCAUUAGAGUCAAUGAAAGCUACGCGAUGCCCACCAAAACCGAGGAAGUGCUGUUCGUGGAAGAGAAAGGUUCUAAACCGCAGCUGGAUGCUGUCCUUACAACCCAUCAGAGGGUUAUCCAGAUCAGCCAUUUGAGCUCAACGUUUGCUCCAAUCCUCUUGGAAAUCAUUCAGAGUAACCAGCCUGAAGGGGUCCAUCUGUUAGUGAAAGAGCACACAGAAGCUGACUUCAAGAGCCGAUUGAAGGCUCGACCAGAACUUGAAGAGCUGAAGGCACAGAUGAGCUGAGAUGAAGAUGAACUCUCCAUCCACUUUGGAGCCACUCCUGGGAAAAUGACCUUCCCCACAUGGUUGUUAGGCCUCCAGAAGGUGGUUUCAUGAGCAUUGUACCAAUAAUGUGGUGAGUGGGAAGAAAAUUCCCUGUUAAGGAGCUUGUCUUAAUAAAUACAUGUGUUUAACUGA